AAGCAGAGCAAACUCCACCUGGAAUUUUGUGAUGGUCACGUGACGAUGUUGUGGGUAUAUUACGCCAAAUGUCGGAGUUCGUUUCUCCACUGAAGAGCUGCUGACUGUCUCUGUCCCUGUAUCUGCGGCGUUCAGACAGGCCGUGCACGGUGCAGCGUUUUUACUUUGCCUGACCCGUUCAGUUCACUGCAGUGGUAAAUGACACUGUGACAGCUGACGGACUGAAGGGACAGAAACCUGGAGUUUCAGCAUCAAGACGCAACUUUUUGUGGGAAAUUAUGAGAAACGUGGAGCAGUGAUUUAAAAAAAAAAAAAAAAAAAAAAAAAAAAUUCCAUUUGACAGCUGACAAGUCAGGAGGAAAUGGAGAACAAGGCCAUGUAUCUGAGCACGUAUGAAGAGAGGGACAACGGCUCCAUGUACGAAGAGGGCUACGACGGACGCAACCUGUCCAAACUCAACCUGUGCGAUGAAGGUUCUGGAAAGCGUCGCAGGAAGCAGGAUCAGUGCUGCGGUCACCUGAACUCACUCUCAGCCAUCAAGUAUGCCAUUGUUUCCCUCUACAUCCUGGUUCUUCUCACCAUCUUUGGACUCUGCCUGGCAGUCUCUCGUUCCCAGGUGUCUUCACAGCGACAGGAGGUGCUGAUGGAGAACGUGACCCGGAUGUCGGAGCGCUCUCGGCUGCUGCAGCAGACCCUGGGCGAGGCGUCCACUCAGGCCGACCUGCUGGAGAACAUCUGGAAACUGGAGAACCUCUUCCAGAACCACAGUGACUGGCUGCAGAGGCUGGAGAUCCUCAUCAAGGGCGUGGAGGUGGAGCUGAGGAGCAUCCAGACUUACUCUCUUCAGUCAGAAGGCUACCUGGUGCAGCUGGACGACAGGCUGUCCUCUCUGAGCAGCUCCGCCAGCCGGAACCUGACGGGCCUGAGCUCGGAGGUGGCCCGAGCCUCCACCUGGCUCCGUGACCAGGACCUCCUGCUCCGGGAAACCUCAGGGAAGGUGAGCGGGCUGAGGGAGAAACUGGACGAGGUUAACUGGACGGUGGGAGCUGUCAAUCACACCUUCAGCAAUGACAUCACUGUUCACAAGUUGAAGAUACAGGAUUUGCAGAUCCAGAUCAGCAACAUCACCGAGGACACCAGCAGUUUAUGGGUGACCCACGUCCACACGGAGGCCCAGCUGAGGAACGAGAUGGAGAUCCUCAACACGAUCACAGAGGACCUCCGCCUGAAGGACUGGGAGCACUCCAUGACCCUGAAGAACCUCACCAUAAUAGAAGGGCCUCCGGGACCGAGGGGAGAGAAGGGUGACACCGGACCACUUGGGUCCCCUGGGGCUCCCGGGUUGACUGGCUUGAGAGGGUUUACAGGAGAAAAAGGAAUGCAGGGCCCUCGUGGUAUCAAAGGGUCGGUUGGUGUCGAAGGUAUUCAGGGAGAAAAAGGAGACAUUGGACCUGUCGGGCCUAAAGGUGACAGAGGAGAACGAGGGCUGAAGGGGGAGAAAGGGGAUCGAGGAGACCGAGGAGAGAAAACAGUGGAGGAGACCCUGGUGCGGUUGGUGAACGGGUCGGGUCCUCACGAAGGCCGCGUGGAGGUUUUCCACGAACGUCGCUGGGGCACGGUGUGUGACGACGUCUGGGAUAAAAAGGAUGGAGAUGUGGUGUGUAGGAUGCUGGGAUACAGAGGAGCCGCAGAGGUCCAUAAGACCGGACGCUUCGGACAGGGUACUGGUCUGAUCUGGAUGGAUGACGUCGCAUGUGCAGGGACUGAGGACACCAUCCACCAGUGUAACUUCUCUGGCUGGGGCAAAACCAACUGCGGCCACGUGGAGGACGCUGGUGUGACCUGCGCCGUCUAAGACCUUCGCGAUCCUGGUCCUGCUGCAGCGGCAGAAUAUCUCCUCAAACGGUGCCUUGAACUUUUCAGAAGCUACAAAGUGCGCAACAUCCUACCAGCUUUUUUAGAAGUUCACGUCUAAACAUGUGACUGUUUUAGCCACGAGACUGAAUCAUGGGGCUGAUGAAAGUGCACACAUUUUUUAAGACUUUGAGUUGAUACGCAGACGGAUGAUCGCACGACAGGACUCUUCAUCAGGACUGUAUUACAGAGCUCCCCUGUCUUCAAUGAAGGACCAGAGGUCAGCUUUUAUAGGAGUAGAGAGAAGUUGCCCUCAGAGGUUUGUCUGGGGUCAGUUUGCUGUUUUGACCUCCAGGGUGGAGUCAAACUGAUCCAACAACUCCAUCAUCCGAGAGCCUUCAAUUGUCAGCUGUUGUCUCCAAGAUGCUGCGGAGCUGAAACGGCACAUAACUAAACUGACGUGACUGUUUUAUUGAUGAACUGAUUUUUCAUUUACAGGCAGCUUUUCUUCUCAGUAUUAUGUAGGAAUGGCUUUUGCUAAGCAUACCACAGUGUUGCCUUAUCAUAUCUAUCAUAUAGCGUCAUUUGGACAUUUGCAGCCUUGACAUCUGAGUUGAAACUGGGGCUUAAAUUUCAUCUUAAACUUAAAAACUGGGCGUCGCUUCUGGUGAUGAAACUGUAGAGGAUUAACCCCCAGAAUCCAGCUCCCCUCAGCUUUACAGUGAGUUUCAACUCAUUGUUUAGCUGUUUGUUGUUUGUCUUUACUGUUUGGGUUCACUCUUCCCGCUCUCAUAGUGUCAUUUUUGGUCACAGCAGGCAGCUGUUUUCACUGAAAACGCCCCGAAAAAAUAACUCCCUGUACACUCCCUGAUCAGCAGCAAACAGCAGACAGACACAGUCAGAGACCAGCUGGUGAACAUAGUGGAGCAUUCAGCAGCUAAGGAGCCAGAUAUUUUCUUCAGGAGUCGGUAGAGACAAAAAACAGAACUAAAAGCAUCAGGUAGAGAGAAACACGAGUCCAAAUAUAUGGUCAUUUUCCUCUGUAACUGCUGGAUGUGUAAAUAUGCAACUAACAAGUUCAUCAUCUGGUCUCAAGUUGCCAAAAAAUAAGUUCAUGCAAGUUUAACAUUUUACAUUCAGUGUUCCCCACCAAAAGGCAUUAUGCGUUUAUUCCCUGCAGGUCUAACAAACAGGUCCAAUGCUUCUUCACUGCUUUUGUUGUAUUGCUACAUUUCUUAGCACAUGCUGCAAAUUAGGAGCAAGACUGUGUAUUACGCCUCCUACAUGCUUGAGCGUGUGCAUGAUACAAACAAAACAGGGACCCGCUCAUAAAAAGCUUGCUUCAGAGCACUACUAGAGGUCAAAAACUCUACAAGUGAACGUGAUAGUUUAUUUUCAAGCUCUACUAAAACUUGUCUUUACAUUUAAUACACAAAAAAAGUGUUAGAAUCAUUGCCCAAAUCUGCAGAUCUAUUUUAUCUCAUUGUUUCAGCCUAAUUUCCAGCAGCAGGCAGCUGUUUUUGUCACCUGCUCAGCAAACAAACAGAGGACAAAGUUGGGAACUAGCUUGUGAAUGAAGUUCAACAUCCUGCAGCUAAAGAGCCAAAUAUUUGGAGUUGAGAGUUGCAAAAGUGCAAACAGGUAAAAGGAGACAGAAUUUUUGGAUUUAUAUUCAUCGGGUGGGCAGUAACAUGACUUUAAAUGAAUGCUUAUGUUGGUUUGAUGCCUGAACGGCUUUAAACUUGAACAACUUCAUAAGCCAAUAAUACAGGAGAUGUUAGGGCUGUAUGUUUCAGGUUGUUUUUCUGCUCCUGACCUGGACAUCUCUUCUUCUUUUAACCUGCAAAUCACCAAAUCAGUGCUUACUGUGUGCUUUAUAUUUAUACAAGGAAAAAAAAAACCUGCAACUAACAGAUUUUGGAAAUGGUUAACAGGCACUACAGUUGACAGAUGAAGCAAUUAUGAAGAAGAGAGAACAGAUGAGUAUAAACAGAUGGAUGCAUGGAUGCCUGCCCUGUACAAUUUAUAACGGUGGGUCUGUCAGUGUUUACUGCCAAAACUUGGGUUGUUUCAGCAUUAAUGCACAUGCGUAAGCAGACACACACACGCACACGCCAAACCAACCAUAACAUAGAGGCUUUUUCUUCUGAGUUUUAUUCCUCUCUCAGGGGGGUUUAAUCUUUAUAGCUGCUCUGAAAUCCAAAAAGGCUGGUACCUCCCAAGCGUCCUGGCUCACUUCUCAACCGAGCUUAGAGAAUACACCAAGCUUGGAAUAAAAUAUAUGUAGGAACCUGUCUCUUUACCCAGUCAUGUUUUAUAUUGGAAGAGGGGAGGGAAAACAUUUUUAGUGCACCUUAAAAUUUGGCAAACUCACGCAGCCUAAAACUUCUCCCCCAAGGGCUGUAGUUGAAUUCUCUCUGCUCCUAUAAUCUGGAGUGAAAUCCGUCUCUGUAAGCUGUCCUACUUUAAACAAAUCAAAAAGUGUCUGGCCCGCUUACUUUUCAUGAAAGUGAAUCUGCAAAGAUGAUGAUGAUUGAAUUUUCAUGUCCAAGUGAGAGGAGAAAAGAAUGUUUUGGAUAUAAAUUUGACUUUUCAUGGCACCGCAGCCAGAAAUGACUUUUUUUUUUCUACCUCAUGUUAAAGUGCCUUGGUGUUGGUCUACGUUUCUUUUUAAACCAACACUCUGCCACAGAAGAAGACAAAUUAAUGAAGUGAAAUGAGAAAGGGGAAUCUGGGUAAAGGGAAAAUGAGGUGAGAAACCAGACUCAAUAGACUCAAAAGAAGUUAUAGCAACACAAAAGGGGAUUGUGGGUAACAUGUUUUCCUUGUGUAUUUUUCUUCAAAAGUUGAUUGGAUAACUCACUCAACUGCUUGAGCUAAACAAAAAAAAAUGGUCAUGUGAUGAAGUUACUUCUGGUUCAGAAAACUGUGAUCAUUUUGCAUGUCUGCAUUACUACAUACUGUUCAAGCACAGCUGAUACAUUACAAUCAUUAGACCCAAUAAUGAACAGCAUUGACAACUCUUUGGAACACACCAGGAAGCUUGUUAGUUAUUGUUUUCAUCUUCACUCGCUCAUCCUUUAUGCUGAAGAUUUUUCACUUUGUUCACAAGGUUUUGGAACCUGUUUUAUAAAAGCAAUAAUACUUUUAAAUGUUUCUCACUGUGACUUCUGGGAUUUAAUGACACCAACACUAUAUAGUAUGUGGCUGCUGGAAAGAUCCCAGUUGAUUGUUGCAUAUUUUUAUAGUACUCAUUAGAUCUGGACGUAUUAAUCAAUGAAUCUAUGAGUCAAUAGGCUGAAAAUUAAUUGGCAAGAAAGAUGAUAAUGGAGUAAUUGCUCAAGUCAUUUUCACGCAAAAAAAACCUCAGCUUCUCAAAUGUGAAGAUUUCCUGCUUUUAUUUGUCUUAUAUUGUAAUCUGAACAUACUUGGAUUUUGGACGAUUGGUCAGACAAAAUCAGAAGACAGAAGAUGUCAACUUGUGCUCGGGAAAAUUAUGCUGGACAUGUUUCACUAUUUUUGCAUAUUUUGUAGACCAAACCAUUUAGAUAUUAAAUGAGAAAACAACUGGCGGAUAAAUUGAUUACAAAAUAAUCAUUAGUUGCAGCUCUAAUAUAAUUGUAUAUACUCACUGCAUGUCCUAAUAUAUUUAAAUGGACACUAGGUCAGACUUUAAUUCAUUCAUUUUAGACUUUAAUCCCACUAUGCAAUUACCGGUCAUGAUGCCCGCCAGUGAUUCAUUGAUCCACCAGCAGAGGGCACUGCUCUGGUGGAGUCAUCACAUGAGAAGAGGUACUGAUGUCCACAAGUGCACUGAGACCUUUUUCUAGGUGAACUCAAGGUCCUCUGGGAGUUCCGGGUCAUCCCAUUCUCCCAGUUUGUCCCACAGGUGUUGCACUAUCAAUGUCGCCCUUGUAUAGGAAACCAUGUAUUCUAAAAUCUCAUAGUUACUUGCGAGGUAGUGGUAGAUAGUUGUGCACGUGGUGAUAAGACUAAGCAUCACUCGUACAAGCUGAUUGUAAAGUGAAUGCUGUCUCAUCUCAAAGCCUCCUUCAGCCGACAGCAUGAAGCUGGUCAACAAGGGUCUUGGAUCCUGGUGCGCUCCAUUUCCCUUUGCCCAGUGUAUUGUGUCCAUGUACAUCAGUUGCUUUACUUGGCUAUAAAGGUCACCUGGAGGAGGAAGCGUAGAGGACUUGUAAUGUUCAUCAAAGCCUGGUUUUGAUGACGGCAGGACUGAGUCUGACUGGCCGAUAGGUGCGAUGAGAUGAAGGUUGUCUGUACGUAUGAGCAAUAUAGCCCACAAGCUUCCUCUAUCAGCUGUGGAGGCAGGCCUCGGAGAUGGCGAUACCUUUGUUGUCAGGCUUUGAUGGGAUAUGACUGUUCUGUUAAUAAUAGUUACCCGCUAUGAAAGCUUGUCCACGGGCAAUCAGCAUCCCCUGAGCAGCUUAGUCUAGCAAAACAGGCUGCCGUGACCCGUCAUCAAUGACUGCGAAGGCCACCGUCUCAUGCUGUCCAUUCCCAAGAAGCGCCAUCACCGUGACCUUCACUCAGACAGUCUCAGCUGCUGAAGGCUUGCUGAGGAAAAGCACCUCACUUAACAGUCCUUCCAAAACAGGAGCUGGUGAAGGUGUCUUUUUUUUCCUGCCAGUUUUUCCUGCCCUUUCUGAAGCUCAUCCAUCGACAUCAUGCAUCUACCUUUCAAAGUUGCAUCCAACUGAACAACAGUUCCUGCCGCACCGCCAACAGCUCACGGAGUCCUUAAUCCAAUGGUGCUUCCGCUGCUUAGUGAGAUGCCUCAAGUUACUGCAGCUGUUGAAAGUAUUGUUGGUGUGUUCUCAGUACUGGUCUGCAGGGGGGUUUAAAGCAGCCUCUGCUGGCCUGGACUUCUGCCCUCAUCUCACAGCUAAAUGUGUUUUGACUGAUGUUCCUUCCAGGCUGAGUGGUAGGCUGUCAGAUAAUAGCAGGAUAAAACAGUUGUGAUGUGAUUUCCUGAUUGGUUAGAGGUUCCUCUGCACCAAAUCACUGCUUCGAGCUCAUGGGGUCAAAUAACUCGAAUGCUUUGACUUUGAAAUGUAAAGCACCCUAAUGCCAUACCUUCGAAAGCGAGAACACAUCGCUAAACCAAGUGCACUUAACCACUUAAAUGUGUGUUUUUCCAGGAAAGAUUUAAUGUAUACUUGGUUGUACUAAGACUUUUCUGUAUGCAACUUCGACAUAAUGGCUCCAGGCACUUCUGCAUAUACAUGUGUCUGUUUUUUGUUUUUUUUACAUUGUGCUGGUCAUAACACAUAUAAGGGCUAUGGAGUUAACGACAUACAUACAAAAGUAAAUGGCUAAAACAAACAUGAUUAUGUCAAGAAAAUAUAUUUGCUUAAAAAAAACACAACUUUUUACUUUAUGUUCUGUUGAUUUUUGUACCACUAAAAUGCUGUAUAUGCACUGCUGAAAUAAUAAAAUGUAGAUUUGUUUAAA
Messenger RNA from Seriola aureovittata, 7326 nucleotides. RefSeq names its product scavenger receptor class A, member 5 (putative) (gene scara5). Gene Ontology annotation, cellular component: plasma membrane. The transcript has 12 exons. NCBI's taxonomy places the organism in Eukaryota, Metazoa, Chordata, Actinopteri, Carangiformes, Carangidae. Gene Ontology annotation, molecular function: ferritin receptor activity. Gene Ontology annotation, biological process: iron ion transmembrane transport. The record is from RefSeq and is a predicted model, not a curated record. Bases 362 to 1855 code for a protein of 497 amino acids.